Belonocnema kinseyi is the source of this 1955-nucleotide messenger RNA. It is a transcript of the gene Tango10, whose product is annotated as BTB/POZ domain-containing protein 17. Gene Ontology annotation, molecular function: protein binding. Lineage: Eukaryota; Metazoa; Arthropoda; Insecta; Hymenoptera; Cynipidae. The record is from RefSeq and is a predicted model, not a curated record. The transcript has 4 exons. The coding region runs from base 301 to 1842 and encodes 513 amino acids.
GGAACUUGCGGAGGACGUUUCUGUGGAUACUGUAUUUUUCUAAUUUCCGAAAGUUUUCCUCAGUUUUUCGCGAGAUGAUCCCCCAAUUUUGUGAAUUUUAUUAUAAAUUAUGACCAAGUAAUACAUCGUAAAAUGUCCUGAUAACUUUUGUUUUCCUGAAUAGUGUCAAAUCAAUCAUUAAACCUCAAGUGAACAAAGGGCAAGGGCUGUCUGACAAUCGUCUGUCUGCCAAGACAUUCUGCGAAGUGUUCUUUCAUUCUGCUUGGCGAUGUGCGAUUGGUACACAAUUCAUUUAAAUGGAUGAGAACUAGAUCAAAGAUGGAGGAAAUUAAUAAGAAUGACAAAGAGGCUAACGAGAGUCCCAGUUCCAGCGAAGGAAGUGAGGCCACAGAUUCCAUUGAGGUGGACAAUUCACAGACUGUUUUAUUAAAAAUAGCAACUUUAUACGCUGAGCGUCUUAUGAACGAUAUCUGUCUCGUAGUUGACGGUAUCGAAUAUCCAGCGCACAGACUUAUUCUUUGCGCGUCAAGCGAUGUGUUCCAGGUGAUGCUGAUGAGUCCACAGUGGAGCGAGUCACAAGAGAGCCGCGUAACACUACAAGAAACACCUCAGUGCGUUCCAAUCUUCAGUGAAUUUCUCCGAUAUUUCUACACCGGACAGAUAAGAAUCAGCCACGGCGUUGUGCUACCGAUUCUCUCCCUAGCCGACAAGUACAACGUCAAAGACUUGAUUUCCCUCUGCCUGGACUACAUGGAAAAUCAUAUCGCCCUUGCCGCCAUCCACGGCACUCUCGUCUCCUGGCUUCAGUACACCCUGAACUGCGGCCACGAGGACAUCACCCAGGCCUUUCAGAAUUUCAUCAAGUGGAAUCUUGAACUUGUGGCAAAAACGACCGAUUUCGGCAAUUUCGAGCUCGAGGUUCUCGUCACUCUUCUGCAUCAGAGCAGCCUCGUCAUCAAGGACGAGAUGACACUCUACAAGUGUCUCGAGUCCUGGCUCGAUCAUCAGACAAACCGAUUGCGGACCCAACUGCCGGCCAAAGAGCUGGACACAACUCUGAAGCAGCUUGUCAUCGCCGUCAUGUCGGCAGUCCGCUUUCCCAUGAUGUCGCCCCGACAACUCGCCGAUCUCCUGCUCUCGCCGCUCACGCAAAAGUACAAGGAGUUCUUCGUCGAGAGGAUGGCGAUCGGCAUGUCCUUCCACUCGGGACAGCACGAGCGAGUCCGCGAAGUGAUGCGAACCGAGGAGGAGGGCGCGCUCCUAUUUGAGCCGCGGCUCUACACAGUCGACACUUGCAGCUCGCUUCUGACGAUUGAGAAUUUUCACAGUUUGAGGUCCUAUCACACCCGGACUCUCGUCUUCUCGAGCCACUCGUAUCUUGCCGAUUACGCGGGCGAUCAGACCUGCGAGUGGGUCGUGGACAUCUAUCCGAAGGGCGUCUGGUUCAAGAAGUUCUUCCUGAUUGUUUGGCAGGGCACGGUCGAGAUGCCGGAACAUGUCAUCAGAUCGGUGCGGCUCUCGUUGACGUGCAAGGAGCCGCCGGUGAACAGUGAGGCCGACAGGCGAGUCAAAAUUGGCGUUUUGAUUUAUGGACUUCAGGACGGUGUCGAGCAUAUCGCGCGAGUCAUGGAGACAAUUCAUCGAUUUAAUAAGAAUGAUCGGGUUCUGAAUUUGGAUGAUUUGCUGCCCUUUGAGGAGCUCAAUCCGCAGCGGAGUGCUGCUGGCACGAUGAAUAAUGCGGAGAGUGCUAUUUCCUCGUUUCUCGUUGGACCGAACAAGGAUAUGCUCAAAUUGCAUAUUGUCAUCUCGCCCGCGAAUCAGAACACCCACGACGAGAUUUGACAGUCGACGAUCAAGUUUUACCAGGUUUAUAGACUCUCGAGGAAAAGUUUCUUUAAGUAGUUUUCUUUUUUCUUUUUCUUUUUCUUUUUCUUUUCUUGUUUUUUGUUUUUUUU